CUGACUGGAGUUCACAAAAAAAAGUUUCUCUUUCCAAACUUUCGUUCCAACUUUAACUUUUAACUUUUUUGUCAUAUUUAGUGACGAAUUAAUUAAAAACGAGGUCUGGCCAUCGAUCUUCGUCACGCCGAGUAAGGGCCAACUAGUGCACUCACCCACCCCGAAUAGCGACAGUUGGCCCUGUUGAUUACAGCAAAGUUUUCUUCUAGUUUUUUUUGUUUUAAAGUGAAAUAUACGAUAAACACGACUGAUAGAUAAGCCAUGUCGCAAACCAGGAUGCUCCAAACGGGACAGAACCAAGGAAGUCAAGUGGGGGACAAUAAUCGUCCCGAAACCAUUAUCACAAUCAACAUUAACGGUGUCCCGGUCACACCCAUUCAACGUGUUUUCCUUCAACGAGAUUACAGAGAGGGAGUGGCGAUCCGAUUCAUGACAGAUUUUCCUGUAGAGCUAAAUGGUCUGAUUGAUCCAGGCGCUUUUGAGUACACGGUGAAGAAAAUUAACUCAAUUUUCCGUGAAGCUGAAGAAUUCACUUGCACAACGUUUUGCGAAUCAUGUCUUGGAUUCCUGACUGCAAACCUGUACUGGUUUUGUAGAGAUUCACGCUACCAACAGGCUUUGAAGAGUAUAUCUAAAUUUAUCCGGGAACAGAAUCAGUGUGUUUAUCUACCAAAUUCCCUUUAUGUUACGGAUCCUGUUGUGCGAGGUUUGAGAUGUAUCGAGAUUAGCGUGGUUGCAGAUCCACUCCAACUACAACAGAGAUCGUCCUCUUCCUAAUAAGCAGCAACUAUUUAUAAAGUUCUCCAAAUGCAUAAUAAUACUACCACCUAAAUAUUUAUCUAAACCAACUUAAUAAUCAAGUAACAGAAUCGAGAAGAACGUUAGCAUAAGUUAAGUUGUUACGCAUUAAGCGCCUCUCUCACAUAUUGUUCAUUUUAUAUUUUGCCCACCAACAAACCAACCAGCCGUACGUAUGUCCAUUUUCAUGUGAAUGGAACUCAAUUAAAAGUAUUAUUUAUUUGUAACAAUUUGACUCUCUCUGUACAAAGAAAAAAGUGAUCAAUAAAAAUUUUUUAUGAAAUGUA
Messenger RNA from Folsomia candida, 1085 nucleotides. RefSeq names its product golgin subfamily A member 7. NCBI's taxonomy places the organism in Eukaryota, Metazoa, Arthropoda, Collembola, Entomobryomorpha, Isotomidae. Gene Ontology annotation, biological process: protein targeting to membrane; peptidyl-L-cysteine S-palmitoylation. Bases 262 to 777 code for a protein of 171 amino acids. The transcript is spliced from 4 exons. Gene Ontology annotation, cellular component: palmitoyltransferase complex. The record is from RefSeq and is a predicted model, not a curated record.